GGUUCUAGGAUGGCCCCGACUCAAGCCGUUCUUCCACUGAACAGAGCUCGCUUCUUGAUGCUCCAAUUUAAUUCCCUCAUCGGGUCCUUUUGCACUUUUCCCUCUUGCACAGCCUCAAUGCCCAGACCUUGGGCGGUUACCUCCUUCUCACCCUUUGGCUCACCUUUGCACCAGCUAGUCUUGCUAAUCUCACCCAAGAUGAGAGCCUCUCCCCCCGGCACAUCAUUCUAUCUCUCCAUCGGAGCUCCUCUCCUGGCUCCUCUCUGUUGGCUCCUUCCCCUCUUGAUCACGUCGUGCAAGACUUUUUGUUCUGUUACUUGACCGCCAAGACCAGCAUAUGCUUCCUGCUGUGAUAGUCCAGAAACAAGCGCGCCUUUUUUUCUCCCCUCCUCUGAUGCACGUAUCAUUUGGCUUCUCUCUGGCCAAUCCAUCCUGUCUCUGUGGGGUCUCGGUUGACUUCAUACCCUCUUGACUUGCCAAGAAGGGCAUGUCGUUGUGAACACUCGUUCUGCACUGCCACUCUCAAGUCUCGCCGGUCCAAGAUUCCAGACAACAUCAGCCUAUACCUCUAACGCUCUUGAAAACUCUUCUUCCUCAUCAUCAGUCUCGUCUUGUGUGAGGACUUCUCAAGGUCAUCUCAAACAUGACGGCUACUCAAGGUUGAUUAUCCCGCACUACUCUCUUCAACUCCACACGCCAUCCGACGGAAAGUAGACUAUCGCCUCUCGCCCGGAAUCGAACCCCUCCUCUCUGCACUGCCCUCUUGUGCUGUCACCAUUCAGCAGGCACGCAGGCUGACUUGACGGCGUCGGUGUACACUUAAGAAACGGAAACUCUCUUCGACGGGGCUAAGGGCGCAGUUACGCCAAGGCUCACGGAAGUCUUCACGCUCAGCGUUUUGGAAUUCUUGGUGCGCCUUUGAGGCUCUCUCUACCUGGAAGGAACGCGAAGACACCUCCGUACGCAAGUCGCCUCCUACACAGCCUUGUUGUACAGCUCGUGUGUUGCCCUUCUGCCUUCUUAAUACUCUUCAACUCGCCGGAGGUUACACCAACUCCUGCUACCUAGCAUCAUCAUUAUUGCAAACAGUUUCUCUUUUCUCUCUCCCUAGAACUCUUUCCUCAACUUCAUUUCCACCUCGUCCAUGAGAAAGUCAUAGCAUCAACUCAAGACUACUCUGCAUCGGUGCUAAUGGCGUCUCUCGCACCACCCCAGUUGCGCGUCGACACCCGCAAUUCUCGCGGUAAUGACAACGACGACGCGAUAACGCCGUCACCUAUAUCGACGCACUCAAAUCCGUUUCUCACGCCGGCAAUCAGCGCUGCAACAAGUAUGCAUUCAACCGCUUUAACGGAAGAUCCGGAUACAGCUCUUCACCCCGAUCCCGGCACGGAAGGCGACUUUGUCGUUGAUAAUAAUCCUUUUGCUUUUAGCCCUGGGCACCUCAACAAACUUCUCAACCCGAAAUCUUUGGCAGCUUUUUUCGCGCUUGGCGGCCUGCGCGGUAUCGAAAAAGGACUACAGACAGAUGUCAAAGCCGGUUUGUCCCAAGAUGAGGUGGGCGUUGGGGGCAGAGUAAGCUUCCAGGAGGCCACCGGCCAUCAGGAGCCCUCCUUCGCCACAUCCGGUGCACAGCCACCAGCCACAGCACACCACGCUGAUGCCAAUGGUUUCAUUGACCGAACCCGAGUUUACGGCAAGAAUGUCCUGCCCGCCAAGAAGGCGACACCCUUGUGGAAACUCAUGUGGGGUGCAUACAACGACAAAGUUAUCAUUUUGCUUACAGUCGCCGCCGCUAUUUCGCUUGCGCUUGGCCUUUACGAAACCUUUGGUGCUGAGCACGACCCUGAGGCAGGUCAGCCGGUUGACUGGGUUGAAGGAGUAGCAAUCAUUGCUGCUAUUUUGAUCGUCACCUUGGUUGGAUCUUUGAACGACUGGCAGAAGGAGCGAGCCUUUGUCAAGCUCAACGCCAAAAAGGAAGACCGUGAGGUCAAGGUUAUUCGAUCCGGCAAGUCUUAUAUGUUGAACGUCGCAGAGAUCUUGGUCGGCGAUGUUAUCCACCUUGAGCCCGGUGAUCUCGUUCCCGUGGACGGUAUCUUCAUCAGCGGCCAUGAUUUGAAGUGCGACGAGUCCUCGGCGACGGGUGAGUCCGACGCUCUCAAGAAGACGGGCGGUGAUGCCGUCUACAACGCCCUGCAAUCUGGAAACGCUACCAAGGACCUCGACCCCUUUAUCAUCUCUGGCGCCAAGGUUCUCGAGGGUGUUGGCACGUUUGUCUGCACAUCCGUCGGUACCAACUCUAGCUUUGGAAAGAUUAUGAUGUCGGUACGCACCGAGAUGGAGGCAACGCCUUUGCAGAAGAAGCUCGAGGGCCUCGCUAUGGCUAUUGCCAAGCUUGGUAGCAGUGCUGCCCUUCUCCUUUUUGUCGUCCUCCUCAUCCGCUUCCUGGCUGGCUUGGGCUCCAACAACAGCUCUGGCGCCGAGAAGGCUUCCACUUUCAUGGAUAUCUUGAUCGUCGCCAUCACUAUCAUCGUCGUUGCCGUCCCAGAAGGACUACCUCUGGCUGUAACAUUGGCUUUGGCAUUCGCUACCACCCGUCUAUUGAAGGAGAACAAUCUGGUCCGUAUCCUUCGGGCAUGCGAGACGAUGGGCAACGCCACUACGAUUUGCUCCGACAAGACUGGUACUCUGACCACGAACAAGAUGACUGUUGUUGCCGGCACGUUCGGAUCUGCCAGCUUCUCCAAGUCGGUUGAGGGCGAGAAGACAAUCGGCGCCGUCGAGUUUGCUCAAUCACUUCCUACAGCUACGAAGAAGCUCAUCGUCCAGUCUGUCGCCAUCAACUCAACCGCUUUCGAGGGUGAGGAGGAAGGCCAGGCUACAUUCAUUGGUUCCAAGACCGAGACCGCCCUUCUCCAGUUCGCCAAGGACCACCUCGGUAUGCAGGGGCUGGCCGAGACUCGUGCCAACGAGGAAGUUGCGCAAAUGAUGCCAUUCGACUCCAGCAAGAAGUGCAUGGGUGCCGUCAUCAAGCUAUCCGGCAACGAUGGGUACCGCCUUGUAGUCAAGGGUGCUUCCGAGAUUCUCCUCGGGUACUGCAGCCAACAGGUCAACGUCAACGAUCUCUCCAUCUCGACUCUGGAGCAGUCCGACCGCCUCAACCUCGAGGCGACGAUUGACGCCUACGCCAAGCAGUCUCUCCGCACCAUCGCACUCAUCUACCAAGACUUUCCUCAAUGGCCCCCUCACGGCGUCAACGCCACCAUCGAAGGACACGUCGAUCUCGGAGACGUCCUCCACGACCUCGUCUUUGCCGGUGUCGUUGGUAUCCAGGACCCCGUCCGUCCUGGUGUUCCCGAAGCUGUCCGCAAGGCCAAACACGCUGGUGUUGUCGUUCGCAUGGUUACUGGUGACAAUGCUGUCACUGCCCAGGCUAUUGCCACCGAGUGCGGCAUCUUCACCGAGGGUGGUCUCAUUAUGGAGGGUCCUGUCUUUAGGAAGCUUUCUGUCGAGCAGAUGAACGAGAUGCUGCCCCGCCUGCAAGUCCUUGCCCGCUCCUCUCCAGAGGACAAGCGCGUCUUGGUCACCCGACUCAAGGCUCUUGGUGAAACCGUGGCCGUCACUGGCGAUGGUACUAACGAUGCGCCUGCACUCAAGGCAGCUGAUGUCGGUUUCUCCAUGGGUAUUUCCGGUACCGAGGUCGCUAAGGAGGCGUCUUCUAUCGUCUUGAUGGAUGACAACUUCACCUCGAUUGUCACGGCCCUGAAGUGGGGAAGAGCAGUGAACGACGCCGUGCAGAAGUUCCUUCAGUUCCAAAUCACGGUCAACAUCACUGCUGUUCUCCUCGCCUUCAUCACCGCCGUCUCCGAUCCCGACAUGGAAUCCGUCCUCACCGCCGUCCAGCUCUUGUGGGUCAACCUUAUCAUGGACACCUUCGCCGCCCUUGCGCUCGCCACGGACCCUCCGACCGAGAAGAUCCUCGACCGCCUGCCGCAAGGCAAGAAGGCGCCCCUCAUCACCAUCAACAUGUGGAAGAUGAUCAUCGGCCAGGCAAUCUUCCAGCUGACCGCUACUCUCAUCCUCCACUUCGCCGGCAACGCCAUCUUCGGCUACGAUGCCCACAACGAAGACCAGCAGCUGGAGCUCGACUCCAUGAUCUUCAACACCUUUGUGUGGAUGCAAAUCUUCAACGAGUUCAACAACCGUCGCUUGGACAACAAGUUCAACAUUUUUGAGGGCGUGCACCGCAACUACUUCUUCAUCGUCAUCAACUGCAUCAUGGUUGGCGCCCAGGUUGCUAUCAUCUUUGUCGGUGGUAAGGCCUUCCGCAUCACACCCGGCGGUAUCAGCGGCGAACACUGGGCCGUCUCCAUCGUUCUCGCCUCCGUCUCUCUCCCCAUGGCCGUCCUCAUCCGUCUCUUCCCCGACCCCUGGUUUGAGAAGGUUGCAAAGACGGUCGGCAGACCCGUUGUUAUCGUCUACCGCGCCCUCGGCAGGUUCUUCACCACCAUCGGUGCCGCUUUCCGUCGCAAGAAGACUACCGAGGCUGACGCCGUAUCCGAGGACGCGGGUGUUUCUUCGGGCUCUGACGACGCCAAGGUUGCUGCGCCCGAGAUUGUCAUCUCCACCCAGGAGGAGAACAUGAACACAAACACCAGAGAUAUUGAGAAGGCUCAGUGAUCAGUCAUUAUCAUUCAUGAUCCGCUUCUUCACAGACUCUUAUUUUUGCAUAUACUUCCAUUCCUCUGUUACAUGUUACUAGCUACGAUACCAUUUAGUGCGGCUUUUUGUUUGGAUUUCCAUUUCCUUGGCACGAUUCUACGACCGGAUUCUUUUUUGCGUACGUAUAUACAACGGGUAUUACAACAUACACCUUAGUCCAAUCUUGUCUUUUGGGGGGCGUUCAUGGGGCUCGGGGCACCAAAAUUCACGUGUGGAAUGGUUCGGCACACUGGGACGGAGGGCAAAACCUGUCAUUACGGCAUUAGAGAGCGAUACUUGCAUUAUUGGUUACGAUAUGAUACGAUAGAAUAUGUUCGUCACUUGCGGAUACGGGACAGUACCCAGUACGAUGAACUGAACAGAGC
Colletotrichum scovillei is the source of this 5087-nucleotide messenger RNA. Its product is annotated as calcium-translocating P-type ATPase. The coding region runs from base 1333 to 4680 and encodes 1115 amino acids. NCBI's taxonomy places the organism in Eukaryota, Fungi, Ascomycota, Sordariomycetes, Glomerellales, Glomerellaceae. Gene Ontology annotation, molecular function: ATP binding; P-type calcium transporter activity; ATP hydrolysis activity. The transcript has 2 exons. Gene Ontology annotation, biological process: calcium ion transmembrane transport; intracellular calcium ion homeostasis. The record is from RefSeq and is a predicted model, not a curated record. Gene Ontology annotation, cellular component: membrane; intracellular membrane-bounded organelle.